Molecule: messenger RNA, 540 nt
Organism: Vanessa tameamea
Lineage: Eukaryota; Metazoa; Arthropoda; Insecta; Lepidoptera; Nymphalidae
Product: cytochrome b-c1 complex subunit 6, mitochondrial-like
Exons: 3
Coding region: 96-347 (83 amino acids)
Biological process (GO): mitochondrial electron transport, ubiquinol to cytochrome c
Source: RefSeq, a predicted model, not a curated record
AUUCCGAAUGGUAACACUAGUCACUGUAUGUCUAGCAAUAGCUGUCAUCUGAUAAACUUUUAGAUUCUGGGUGUUGCAUCAUCGAUCUAGAUAAAAUGUCGAACAAAGUGUUCCCCGUGGUUAGGGCUGAAGAGGAGGAGGAAGAGCUCGUGGAUCCACAGCAUGCAUUGAGGGAACAAUGCAGUCAGAAAUCAGAUGCACAGAAUAUGUGGUCAAAAUAUCAAGAGUGUAAUGACCGCGUCAAUUCCAGAUCUAACACAGCAGAAACCUGUGAAGAGGAACUAAGGGACUAUCUACAUGUUCUCGACCAUUGCGUGAACAAAGAUCUUUUCAAACGGUUAAAGUAGGAUUUUCUGUAGACUUAUUUUAAAUCCACCUUUAUAUUGUCAUUGUUAUAAAUCCUUAAGCUUGUUUCAUCAAUGAAUAUGUGAAAAUAUCUUAUUUAAGGUGGAAUGUAGAUUGUUAAUAAAUUAUUUUACUGGAAAUAAAGGAUUGUCAUUAUUAGACUUACUGUUUUUGUAAAUAAAUAAGUUCAGUUUA